Messenger RNA from Penaeus monodon (black tiger shrimp), 1292 nucleotides. RefSeq lists its product as uncharacterized. Lineage: Eukaryota; Metazoa; Arthropoda; Malacostraca; Decapoda; Penaeidae. The coding region runs from base 212 to 1270 and encodes 352 amino acids. The transcript is spliced from 3 exons. The record is from RefSeq and is a predicted model, not a curated record.
AAGAAAAAAGAAGAAGAACGAAAACGAGAAAGAAAAGAACAAAAAUGAAAAGAAGACGGAGAAGAAGAAAAAGAAGAAAAGGAAGAAAAAACAGACCGUGGAUAUCAAAGAGAGCAAGAGAGACGUCACGAAGCUCGAGCGAUGCCAACAAGGAAAGAAAUGCUCGUCUUUGGGAGGAAGUUGUAGCAGCGAUACCAAGGGCUGCUCGAGGAUGGUCAUGAAGUACUGCGUGGGCGGCGGGUGCGGGUGCUGCCUCUCGGGUUGUGCGGCCAAUUUCAAGAAGAAAUGCGGGAAAUACCACGGUUACUGCGCCAAGUCCUGCAGGAAGGGAGAACGCAUCAUAGAAAAAGGAUGUUCAGGGAGAACUUGCGUAUGUUGCGCUCCACCUUGUAUGUUGCAACUCAAAUGCCAAUCGUACGGAGGAAAAUGUUCGCAAAGUUGCCAGGCGAACGAAAGGAAGAUCAUACUGGGAUGCAAAAACCAAAAUAAGAAGUGCAAAUGUUGCGCCCCUGCUUGCAACAUCACCAACUCGUGCCUGGUGGCUGGCGGAUACUGUGUCUCCAAAGUGUCAAAAUGCAAAGGAUAUGUGAACGCGGAAGGGUGUAUCGGCGACAGAUGCAUGUGCUGCUUGCCAGACAAAGGCUCGGCACAACUAGUGGAAGGCGCCACCCAGUCCGACAUUAUCAGCGACCACGAGCUCGCUCCGUUGUACCGUGCGCUUGUAGCCUCCAAGAAAGUCGUCGCUUCUGCCAGGAGAACCCUGAAUGAGCUCGAGAAAGCCAUGAAUGCGGUCAGAGAGGAGCCGGAGAGUUCUCCCAAAGUGGGCUUCGCGGUCGAGAAACUAGAGUCCCUCGAGGAAGCCGUGAAGAGAAAGAACUGGCUCCUCGUCACCAAGUCUUCGCUCGAGGUGGCCGACGCCCUGCCCGAUGUAACAGCAGUCACCCACAUGCUGAGCCAAAGCUGCGUCCUUGUCACUGGGUCCGAGCUUCCGUACGUCGUAUCUGAGGCCCAGCUCAAGGCACUCAGGAUUUUUAUCAGCAUUGGGGAUCAGCUGCAAGAUAUUAGUGAAAAGAUGGACGGUUCCUUCAAGACCACUAGCAGUAACGAAGAAACAAAAACUAACAUGAUUACAUUAACAACCCUGCCUUACAAGUCUUCCUCAAAGAUCUACAGUUCCACGAAAACGAAUCAUAUUUCAAGUACCCCAAUCUCUAAUGAUAAGGACGACCGAAAACGCCUCUACAAGCAAUCAGAGCAAUGCAGUCAAUAAGACCAUAAGUAUUACAACAGCC